Molecule: messenger RNA, 904 nt
Organism: Gopherus flavomarginatus (Mexican gopher tortoise)
Lineage: Eukaryota; Metazoa; Chordata; Testudines; Testudinidae
Product: C-type lectin Cal-like
Exons: 6
Coding region: 155-703 (182 amino acids)
Molecular function (GO): signaling receptor activity
Source: RefSeq, a predicted model, not a curated record
CCUUCUUUUUACCCCUGCUGUCCCUCCCCCUUGCUGGGCUAUAAACCCGCCGGGGACCCAGAAUCCAGCACAGGCUGAACUCCAAUACCCAGUGCUCUGGACCAGCCACCUAGACAGACAGACAGACAGACAAACGGACAGGAGAAGCGAGAAGAUGAGGCCAGUCACCUACGUCAGUCUCUGCCUCCUCUGCUGCCUGAUCUUUAACCCCUCGCUGGCAGCCCCCUCUCUCUCAGCAGGGGCACAGGCUGGGUCCUGUCCCGAGGGCUGGCUCUCCUUCGAAGGCAACUGCUAUGGAUACAUCUCCCAAGACAAAACCUGGAUGCAGGCAGAGGUUGACUGCCAGAACCACUUGCAAGGGUCCCAUCUCGCCUCCAUUCACAAUACUGGAGAAACUGAAAUUCUGUCUGAUUAUAUCAAGCGGCACCACACAGAGAAGAAACCCGUCUGGAUCGGACUCUCAGACCCUCAUGGGACUCUAAGCUGGAAAUGGACAGAUCAUUCCCUCUUCAAUUACAAAAAUUGGGAUACAAACCAACCUGAUAGUCCGGGAGCAAAUGAGCACUGCGUAGUGUUAGAAAGUCCAGGUUUUCAGAAAUGGCACGAUUAUCCCUGUGCAGACAGACACGCUUUCAUUUGUAAGGGUAAACCUUAUGGGAGGCGGGUCGCCUGGACCAGAGGGCUCCCAACACCUGGGCUCUGAGUGAAUCGGGUCCUUCCGGCUCCCUAGGGAGACCAGAUCCUGUGUCCCCGGCUGCAAAGUCCCUUCUGCAAAGCAUCGCUGUGUUACGCUGUGUCACUCCCGUUCUGCUCUGCCCCCUUCUCUCCCUGUUGCACCCACGCUCUGCUCUUCUCAGCAAUCUCAGCACAGUGAAGUGAUAAUAAACUUUCCCUCCAGCAUUCA